AUGAAGACAGUCAAAGGAAUACUCGUGGAGUCCACUGGCAAGCGAUGGCCAAAGGACAGUAUCGGGGACAUUCUGAAACACGUGCGCGGCCCUCAACAUGGGUUUUCCUCUGAGAGAUACUUUUACUUGUGGAACUAUGAAAACGAUGAGGGAGCUAUAUUAACUAAAACGAAAGGAGGAAAUUAGAAACAGAUGAACGCUGAUUUCAUGAAGCUGGAAGUAGAGAUGCUGGAGCCACUCAAGUACUCAUCUGGUAAGUACUAUAUCACACUCUAAGCGUGUACCAUGUAAACACAUCUACGAUGUUAAACCCGUCGAUGAUGUGCUACCCA
Molecule: messenger RNA, 332 nt
Organism: Suillus paluster
Lineage: Eukaryota; Fungi; Basidiomycota; Agaricomycetes; Boletales; Suillaceae
Exons: 1
Coding region: 1-186 (61 amino acids)
Source: RefSeq, a predicted model, not a curated record